Nicotiana tabacum (common tobacco) is the source of this 8992-nucleotide messenger RNA. Lineage: Eukaryota; Viridiplantae; Streptophyta; Magnoliopsida; Solanales; Solanaceae. The record is from RefSeq and is a predicted model, not a curated record.
GUUAGUCUGUUGAAUUCCAAGAUCCCAACUUUAACUUUCUAGAAAAUCAAGUCCCUAUAUAUACUCUUGAAGCAACAUUCUUGGAUUACCUAAACUACCAAAUUUUCAAUAAAAAUUGAGUCUUUAUAUUUCCUUUGAUUGAAUUCCAAAAAUCCCAACUUUAUUUUCUUGAAAAAAUUAUUUGGUUCUGAUUCUUUCUGAAUUCUCAAAAAGAUGCCACCUUUUGCUGGAUCUAAUCCUCUUUCUUAUGGUUUUUCAAGAAACUCCAUUGAUUCAGCUUCAAAUAUUAUCACCAUUGAUGUUGGAGGUCAGCUUUUUCAAACAACCAAACAGACCUUAAAGCAAUCAGGUUCAAAAUCCCUUCUUUCUGAAAUUACCAAUUUUAAUGAUGGUGUCCUUCCUUUUAUUGAUAGAGACCCUGAAAUUUUCUCUAUUUUACUUUCCCUUUUAAGAACUGGAAAUUUACCCUCAAAAGCUAAAACCUUUGAUAUUCAAGAUUUGAUUUUUGAAUCUCAGUUCUAUGGUGUAGAACAUCUUUUAUUAAAUUCUCAAUCAAACCCAUCUCAGUUUGAGCCUUUUGAUCUUGAAAAAUCUGUUAUUUUGCCUUUAAGUGGUAGAGAUUCACCUACAGCUAUUUCCACAACUCAACUUGGUUCAGUUCAAGUUGCUCAUGGUUGUAAAAUCACUUCAUUUGAUUGGUCACUUAAGAGAAAAUCUACUAUUUUGACUCAAUUUGCUGGAAUUGAUUCUAUGUUAUCUUUGUCCCCUAGUAUUGUUGCAGCUGGUGCUACUGAUUUUUCAGGAUUACAAAUUAUUGAUGUAAGUAAAGGGUUUGUUAAGGAGACAUUAAAUUGGGAAAAUGUGACUAAAUCUGGUUCAACAGUACAAGCAAUAGGAUCCUCAAAAGAUUUCUUGUUUACUAGUUUUGAAUCAAGUAGGAGAAAUUCUAACUGCAUUAUGAUAUAUGAUCUUAACGAUAGUUUUAGGCCUGUUGCUGAGAUUGGACAUUAUGAAAUCUUUGGUGCUGAAUUGGAUUCAGCAAUUCCAGCUACUAAAUUAAGUUGGAUUUCUAGUCAUAACUUGUUGAUGGCCGCUGGAUCGCAUAGUGGACCUUCUGGUGUAAGGGGGAAUAUUAGAUUUUGGGAUAUAAGGUCAGGUAAUGUAGUGUGGGAGAUAAAGGAAAAUGUUGAUUGUUUCUCUGAUUGUACAGUUUCGGAUGAUCUUUCCGCCAUUUUGAAAGUUGGCGUGCAUUCGGGUGAAGUUUUCAUUUCUGAUUUGAGGAAUAUUGGUGGUGAGAAUUCUUGGACUUGUCUUGGUGAUCAGAGAAAGGUAACAAAUGGUAAAAAAGAAGGUUUUGGAUGUAAGAUUGAGAGUCAUGGAAAUCAAGUAUUUUGUAGUAAAGGAGGAAAUCUUGAAUUAUGGUCAGAGGUUUUGAUUGGUAAUUCUAUAAAAGAUAGAGUUUUUAGGAAAAAUUCAAUGGGAAGAGCAAAAGAUAUUUGUGGUAAUAAGAUAACACACUUCAGUUUUGGAGGGAACAAAAUGUUUGUUACAAGAAAAGACCAGCAAUUUGUUGAAGUUUGGCAGAGUUCAGUAAGGGGAUUCUAAGUUUUGCAAGCUUUGGCUUUCCUUGCCCCGGCCUCUCACUUUGUUUCGUUCUUCUUCUGUAUUGUCCCUUGAAUGAAGACGCCCAAUCGGCUUGACUCUAAUAGAAAGAAAGGGUAAGCGUGACAACUUUUACACUAAUUUUCAAGUGGAUGAGAUUGGUCGAGUGGUCUCAGUUGGUGGAAGAGUAGAUUAGGUGGAAUUUUUUCACUUAGUAACUACCUUGUUUUCAAUUUCUGAUUCUUAUUUAUUUAUCUGUAAAUACUUUCUUUAGUUCAUUGCAAAAAAUUGUAUGCAUAUGAAGUUUGGAAUAUCAAACCAUAAUAUGCUUGCCAAUAUCUUCCAUCUAGAGCUUGCUUUACUCUGCCUUAUGUAUGAUUCCACUGUCACAAUUUCCAGCCUUCCCAUUUUCUAAGUUUUUGUGACUCGCUUAUUUCAAUUUCAUGGAAACAGCCUCUCUACAUUUUCGGGGUAAGAGUAAGGUUUGCGCACACACUAUCUUUCCAGAACCUAGUCCCACAAGUGGGGUCUGGUGAGGGUAGACAGUACACAGACCUUACCAGUUACCCCUGCAGUGAAUGUACAGAGGGUGUUUCCAGCAGGCCCUCGGCACGAGGAUUUUCUCCAUACACCACUUCUGGGAAUUCACUGGGUUAUUGUUAUUGUUGCUUAUUUCAAUUUCAAUCUGUCACUAGUUGUUUGAGUCUGAGAUUGCUGUGAUAUUCAGGGCUCCUUAGUUUACUUUACCAGAAAAUCUUGCUGGCUGCUGUGACUAAUAUACCAUAUAUUAUAGUAUGUGUUUUGUACUAUACAGGUGGAUUUGUUUCUUAGUUUUCACUUGAUUCUGUCAUUAUGGGACUGCUUAGAAUAGAUCCCAAUACUAUAAAUUAAGUAAUAGCGGGCAAAUCACCCCAAAUACAGUUCCAUUGAAUUUUCUCCCUUUUAUUGUCUUUUUUGAGUUUUCACCUGGUAUCCGGUAUUUGCAAAUUCGUGAUCAUAUCAUAUUUAUUCAAGAGUCAAAUAAAAGUUAUGCCAUAUAUUAAUAACAAAGAGAAGGAAUACUAAUGGUGUUAGUUGAUAAUGUGAGUUCCUGCAAACCUUUUUGAGUAUUAGCAUGUGAUAAGUAAGAAAAGGUACUGCUCUUUGUCAAUAGGAAAACUUUUUUUUUUUGUCUUUUCGGGAGGAAAGUCUUAGCGUAACUGGUAAAGUUACUGCCAUGUGACAAAGAGGUUACGGAUUUGAGUUGUUGGAACAACCUCUUGCAGAAAUGCAGGGUAAUGCUGAAUUACAAUAGACCCUUGUGGUCUGGCCCUUUCCCGGACCUUGUGCAUAGCGGGGGCUUAGUGUACCAGACUGUUUUUUUUUUUUUUUUUUUUUUUUUGGUCUUUUCGCUUAUAAAUGCUCCAAAUCCAAUGGUAAACUUCAGUUGCUGAAUAGUCUGGUUUUCAAUAGUCACCUAGUUGAGACACCUCAUUAGAGAAAGUGCUAAAUGAGUCAACAACAAAAAUAACAUACCCAAUAUAAUUUCACAAGUGGAGUUUGGGGAAGAUAGUGUGUACGCAACCUUAUCCCCUAUCUUGUGUAAGUAGAGAUGCUAUUUCCGAUAAAUCCUCAGCUCAAGCAAGCGUGCAUAAUCAAUCACAACAAAAUAAAGAGAGAAACACAAUAGUGAAAAAGUCAAAGAAGCAGUAAUACCAACAAAAUAAUAGAAUAACCAGAACAAAAGCAUUCAAGUAGUAAUAGAAUCUAAGGAAUAUAAAGUGAUAUUAUAUUAUAUUGAAAAGGAUAGAAGUGAGGAAGCUUUAUUUGGAUCUUAGUUCUGUUUUAUGUUAAUUGUGAUCUUGUUUUACAUCCACAAGUUGGCAGCAGCUUUACCAAAUCUCUGUCUUAUGCAUCCUAUACAAUCUGUUCAAUUACCAGACUUAUUGUCAUGUUGUUUUACAGCCACAAAUUGGCAUCAGCUUUACCAAAGUUUUGGCCUUUGGCAUCUAGACAUCAGCCUAAUCAGGAAACUUAUGAGUUGUCAAUCUGAAUCCAAAAAGUUUAAAUUCUGAAUCAGCUUUUGCCCAAUGCCUGACUAACUCGGACUAAAGUCGAGGAGGAAAUAUUCCCUACCAAGAGAUUUUCAUUCACAUGGCUCGAAACCGUGUGUGUAGUUGCUGAACUGUGAACUACCUAUCUACACAUAACAUGUAAAAGAUGUCUCACAAGUUUUUACAUUCUUUUCUCCUACACAAUAAACACUAAUUCACUACAGCAACUACUGACUAAUUCUUAUAUUCUUUAGUCCUUCACUUUUUUUCAGCCCUGCUCUCGUCUCCUGAAAUUGAAAUCCUGCAUACAGAAGGUGCAAAUCUCUCCUUCCUGAUAUUGACUAGGUCAACAUUUUCUAACCAAUACUCCGUUAUUCCCUCAUCAUUGCACCAUUAGCGAAGACGCUGAGUCCCUCUAGGUGAAACCUCACCUUCCAGCUGCUCGAGCACUUGAUCAAUCUCAUCAGGAUAUUUAAUAUCAGCUUCCUCAUCAUCACCAUUUUCAUUUACUGAUUCUUCGCUAUCUCUUUUAUUUUUAUUUUUUAUUUUUUUGGUAAAUAAAAUAUUUUUAUUAACCAACUGAAAGUAUUACAUCAAAAAAAAAAACCUGCAUACUAUAAACACAGUUUUAGCAGAUUAGAACUCUCUAUCUCCUAUAACUUUUCUCCCUAACUAAAACUCUAAACAUGAUAGAAAUUAAGGGAUUGCAAUUGUGUCAUGAUCUUAGGUUGCGAAUUUCCUCUAUAGAAUAUCUCCUGGAUGAUGAUUCGAAUAAUAGCUUCAGUACUUUUGCAAUUACCUUGAAAGAUCCUCUGAUUUCUCUCUUUCCAAAUUUGAUAUACACUCCCAGCUACUGUCAUUCUGAACACAUGUGCACCGGCAUUUUUACCUUUAUAAUUGGAUGCCAUCCAUUUAAACUCAUCUUGCCAACUUAGAGUAGACCUUCUUAUGCCUUGCUAUUUAAGAAGAUUCUCCCAUAUAGCUGCAGAGUAGGGGCACUUAAAAAAUAAAUGAGAGGUGGUCUCAAUCUCUGAUGAACACAAGGAACAAUCUUGGUUGAUGCAUAUUUCCCAUGUUGUUAAUCUAUCCUUUGUGUAUAGUCUCUCCCAAGCUGCUAAUCUCAAUAUAAAAAUCCACUUCGGUGCACCAAAAUUGUUCCAAAUGACUCUCCUCCAAGGUACCUUCUCAAAUAUAUCCUGAAGUGCAUGAUACAUUUUUUUUUAUAGAGAAGGUUUCCAUUGUGUAAAGCUCUUCUAGAUCAUACCCUGCUUCAUCCAAAUACUUCUUGGCUUUGAAGACUUUUUGAAUCAUCCAUGAAGCUUGCUUAAUGCUAGCAUCCUCAAGUUGUCUCCCUUUUAUGUAAUAUGUGUGUGCCCAUUAGACCCAAAGCUUAUAUUUUUUCUUGUAUACAUUCCAAAGUAGUUUAGCAAUUGCAGCUUUAUUCUACGUAAGCACAUCUAGCAUGUUAAUCCCACCUGCUGAUUUUGGCCUGCACAAUUUAUCCCAAGCAAUAAGGAUUUUUUUGUAUGAGUUUGAAUUUGACCGACCACGACCUUUAGUGAGCGCGAAAGACGGCCGAGCACCUGCGAGUCGAUGCCCAGAAGGGUACGACCUUGUAGUAAAAGAAAGAAUAAUACGACCUCGGUGGUAGAGUAAGCAUAUUAGGGGACAUUGAGAAUAUUCCUAAAAAAGGAUCUUUUGCAUGUCGUUUCUAGGGGAGGGGAAUUCCUCAAUAUAUAAUAGGAAUGAGAGCUUUGUAAAAGGGGCAGACUCUGUAAAAUUCACGAACCUUGAAUGAAAAAGGAUAUUUACAAUUCUCUUCUCUCUAUUACUAUCAUCCUAGAGUUUAUUAUCCUCAUCCACGAUUUAACCCUUCAUCUUUAAUUGAUUUGUUCAAAAAGGUUUUAAUAUCUUUUGAGUCAAACAAUUUGGUGUCGUCUAUGGGGAUUUCUAUAGGUGAAAUCAUAGUUCUCAUCUAGGUUCUUGAAAGUGACGAUUACUGUUCUUCAAACCUCAUAAAAACCAACAAUGGCGGAAAAAGAAGCGAGGCUGAAGAUGAUAGUAAAUGUCUCAAACAAUCUCCUGAACUCCCUCAACGAAGACGGUAGAGAAGACAUCGAGAAUACAACACCAAGAGUUAUACCGGAGGGGGAGAUCUCACCUUCUCCAUAUGGGGAUCUAACGGUCUUGCGCCAAAGGAGAGCCUCAACGUCCACGGUGGGGAAAACACCACCAGCAAUCAAAAAGAUGCUAGAAGAAUGGUUGACAAGCGCUCUGAGCAACAUGCUCGAAAAAACCCCUCAAGGAAAUAUCGAAGACUUACCACCAACAGAAAUCGCAGCUACCACCAGCGAGCCAAGCACUACACGAACGAGCAACACCCGUCAUGUCACUGAUGCAGAUGACGAUGUAGUCAUGGCCAUCUUAAAGAAAAUGGAAGAGAUGGAAAACGAGAACAAAACACUCCGUGAUUAAAUGAAAGAGCAUCAGGAAAGGGUUGAACAAAAUACCAGGCGCCCCUAAGCUAUUACCAAAAUGCGAUGUGGGCCGAUUCGUCGACAACCAUACAGCGACGGGGCUGCUCCUCAUCCUAUUCCAAAAACUUUCAAGAUACCGCCAUACUUGAAAAUAUACGACGAGACCACGGACUCGGAGGAUCAUCUAAUCUAUUAUGUUACUGUAGUAAAGGGCAACGACUUGUCAAAGGAACAUGUACCAUCUGUGCUGCUAAAAAAGUUUGGUAAGACUUUGACAGGGGGAGCAUUGACGUGGUACUCCCAGCUACCAGCACGAUCAAUAUCAAUAUUUGAUGAAAUGUCGGAUAAAUUCGCCACCGCUCAUGCAGGGGCGAAGAAGGCUGAAGCUAGGGUCAAUGAUAUCUUCGCUGUCAGGCAAACAACGGGCAAGGGACUUCGGGACUUCCUGGCUAGAUUCAAUAGAGUAAGGAUGAGCCUGUCGAACGUGUUAGAAGGGAUGACAGUAGCAGCCUUUCAAAAUGGGUUAAACAGGAACGGAUCAAAGGCAACCAAAAAACUGCUCAGCAGACUCAUGAAGUACCCCCCACCACAUGGGAAGAGAUCCACAACGCCUAUUGCCCCGAGGUAAGGGCAGAUGAGGACGAUCUGAAUGGCCCGAUUCAGCGAUUAACGUCGGUUCAGACCGAGGCAAGGAGAGAUCAAUGUAAUGAUGGGAGAAGGGAUCAACCCCCACGUUUCAAUCGAGAAAGGCAUCAACCUUAUGUUCGAACAUCUAACCCGCUGCCUCUAAGACAUCCGGAUGUCGUGCUACGACACACCGCAACCCUUCGAAACGAAAGAGGUAUGCCUCCAUUGUUAUCUGCUCAUAACUUUUGUGUUUCCCCUUCAGAGAUAGUGUACGCAUUGGAGAAGCUAGGCACGAAGGUGCAGUGGCCGUAAAAAAUGAAAUCGGACCCAAGCACCAGGAGGUCAAACGUCCUCUGUGAAUUCCGUCAAGAAAGAGGACACAAGACCGAAGAUUGCAUAGGUCUGUAGCAGGAAGUAGUUAGGAUGUUGAACCAGGGGUACCUUAAAGAACUGCUCAGCAAUAAAGGGAUGGACAACUUCGCUAGAGGACGCGAUCCAUCUCAAGGACCUCCAAAGCCACCGUCGCCAGCAUGCACCAUACAGAUGAUCACUGGUGGUAGCAAUGACACGGUAAUCAACCAUGUGAAAUUCACCACCACGCAUAAACUCAAAUGGACGGUCGCCUACGAAUGGUCUGAUGACCUAGAAGACAGUAUCAUCUUCGAUAAGUCAGAUGUCGACGGUUUGUCUUUCCUUCACUAUAAUGCUUUGGUUAUAACUUUAUGCAUCGCUGAUACAGAUGUAAAAAGAAUCAUGGUAGACGACGAAAGCGGCGCGUGUAUUGUUCACCCGCGAGUCCUCAUGCAAAUGAGGCUUGAGGAUAAAAUAAUACCGCGUUGCAUAACACUAAUGGGUUUUAACAAUGCAGUAGAGCGAACAUCCGGAGAAAUAGUGCUGCUUGUCCUAGUAGGAGGAGUUACACUGGAAACAACAUUCCACGUCAUGAACCAGGAUACAACCUAUAACGCCAUCAUAGGGCGACCAUGGAUACACGUCAUGCGAGCCGUCCCCUCAAGCUUCUAUCAAGUGAUCAAAUUUACCACCCCGUGGGGAAUAUUCAGUAUCCGAGGCGAGCCACGCACCGUCCAAGAAUGCUAUCGGAUCUCCCAAGAUUGCACGCACACCAAACAACUGAAAGGAGCAAGUGUGGAGGCAUAACAAUCAGCCAUGUCGGGAACUAAACCCGACCCACAAGCAGAGGCCAUCAAGGACCCAGAUGUCGUGGAAGCCUGCAAGGCAACUAUAGAGGAUCUUGACCCCGUCCAAUUGGAUGACGCUAACAACACAAAAAAGGCUUACAUAGGGCACAACCUCUCGGAUCCAGGUAAGUAUCGUGAAUUUUUAAAUAACAACGCCGAUUUGUUUGCCUUCUCCCACUCAGAUAUGCCAGGAAUCCCAAAGGACAUCGCCACUCACAAACUGAAUGUCGACCCACUCUAUCUGCCGGUAUGGCAAAUGAGGAGAAAGUUCAAUGCUGCAAUCAAUGAAGCAAUCAACGAAGAUGUGGAUAAAUUACUCACUAACGGUUCCAUCAGAGAAUCAAAGUACCCCCAAUGGGUCGCCAACGCGGUCAUGGUCAAAAAGAAGAACGGGAAAUGGCGAAUGUGUGUGGACUUCACCAAUCUAAGCAAAGCAUGCCCAAAGGAUUCCUUCCCGUUACCCCAUAUCGACUAACUGAUCGAUGCGACAAUGGGGCAUGAAUUGCUGAGCUUCUUAGACGUCUACUCCGGUUACAAUCAAAUCCUAAUGGCUGAAGAAGAUCAAGAAAAGACAACUUUCAUCACUCACCAAGUAACGUUUUGCUAUAAAGUGAUGUCGUUCAGACUCAAGAAUGCAGGGGCCAUGUACCAGAGGCUAGUUACCAAGAUGUUCAAAGAGCAGCUCGGCAAGACCAUGGAGGUCUAUAUUAAUGACAUGUUGGUAAUGUCGGCAAAGAAGGAGGAUCACAUUAGCCAUCUGAAAGAAGCCUUCGAAAUAUUAAGGCAGUAUGGGAUGAAGUUAAAUCCCGAGAAGUGCACUUGCGGCGUAACCUUAGGAAAAUUCCUCGGCUUCCUCAUAUCACAAAGGGGAAUCGAAGUCAACUCAGAUCAAAUCAAAGCCAUCGAUACAAUACCAAAGGUACUGACCAGCAAAAAACAGGCACAAAAGCUAAAUAGCCGCAUUGUCGAGGUUCAUUUCACGAUCCUCGAACAGAUGCCACAAAUUCUUCAAUGUGCUGAGAAAAGACCACGGGUUACAAUGGAACGAGGAAUG